Chiloscyllium plagiosum (whitespotted bambooshark) is the source of this 1917-nucleotide messenger RNA. The record is from RefSeq and is a predicted model, not a curated record. NCBI's taxonomy places the organism in Eukaryota, Metazoa, Chordata, Chondrichthyes, Orectolobiformes, Hemiscylliidae.
AUGUUCGCUGUACACGAAAUGGCUGCUACGCCUCCUACUCUACAACAGUGACUCCACUUCGAAAGACACCCUGUUGGCUGUGAAGUGAUUUGGAAUGUUCCAAGUCUGUGAUAGGCACUAAACAAAUGAGUGAAGCGGCCAUGGAAACCGGGAGCAAUGUGCUGUAUGUGGACUUCCCUAACUUCGGCAACCGCCUCCUGGAGAGUCUCAACCAGCAGCGGGUGGAGGGCAAGUUCUGUGACAUCUCCAUCCAGGUGCAGGGCAAGGUGUUCAAGGCUCACCGUGCGGUGCUAGCCGCCUCCUCACCCUACUUCCAUGACCAGGUGUUGUUCCGCAACGCCAGCCGCAUCGUGCUGCCGGGUGUGAUGGACGCGCGGGCCUUCGAGGGCAUCCUGGCGUCGUGCUACGCUGGGCGCCUGGCCGUGCCCCCGGCUGACAUUGUCAGCUACCUGACGGUGGGCAGCUUCCUGCAGAUGUGGCACGUGGUGGACCGGUGCACCGAGCUGCUGAGAGAGUGCCAGCCCCCGGCACCGCCUGCCCCCGUGCCCGCCCCCAGCGGCCAGCGGCUCUGCCGCCUCACCGACAACCAGUCCCCGAGCAGCAGCAGCAACAACUACUGCAGGCCCGAGGGUGAGGAGGUGACCCCGGCCAAGGAGGAAGGCGAGGACGAGGAGGAAGAGGAGGAGGAGGAAGAGGACAUGGUGGAUGACGACAACGAUGAGGAGGAGGAGGAGGAGGUAGAGGAGGAGGAGGACGGUGACCAAGAGGCAGCCAAGGCCAAGGAGUUGGAGCAGAGGGUCACCAGUAACCAGGGCACUGGGGAGGUGGCAGCAGGGGGAGCGCCGGACAGCCCGUGGGCCCGGCCGGCCUACCUGCAGCCUAGCAUCGUGCCGCACAAGCGCUGGGUGCACGUCAAGAAGGAGAAGCCGGACGAGGGGGACCUGGUGCUGACCUGCGAGGAGGACGAGCAGCACUUUGUGAAGGUGCCAGGCCGCCGGCGCGGUGAACCGCCGCCACUGCAGCCGCAGCUCAGCAUCAGCGACGUGUGCACCCUGGCCGGGGCCUCGGCCGAGCUCCUGGCCGCCGAUGAGCCCGCCUUCGACGAGCAGAUCGACUACUGCGGCUCCUCCGAGGACUUUCCCUAUGAGCCGCUGGACGAGGGCGUGCCGCGGGCCUACCCGGGCCAGGUCCCCGGCGGGCAGCUCUCCUCCGCCUCUUCCUCCUCCUACCACCCCGGGGGGGGGGAGGCCCACCACGGCGCGGUGCAGGCCGCCGCCGGCAGCCCGGGCCCCGGAGCCAAGCUCUUCGCCUGCCACUGUGGCAAGAGCUUCACCCACAAGAGCCAGCGGGACCGGCACAUCAACAUGCACCUCAACCUGCGGCCCUUCGGCUGCACCAUCUGCAACAAGAAAUUCAAGAUGAAGCACCACCUGGUGGAGCACAUGAAGAUCCACACCGGCCUCAAGCCCUUCGAGUGCCACGUCUGCAGCAAGAAGUUCAUGUGGCGCGACAGCUUCCUGCGGCACAAGGCGGCCUGCGAGAAGCUGCAGCGGGCCACCACUGCCAACCCAGACAUCAACUGAGGGGGUGGGGGGGGUUGGGGAGUGCGGGGGAAGGGAGGCAGCGGGCAGCCCCCCCACCUACCUCCUUCCUCUUCCCCAGGCCACGUGUUGAGCUUUUGACCCUCAGCCCACUCCCCUUCCCAUGUGUUUUUUUUUGUUUAAAACCAUCAGGUGAGUGAGUCUCUCCAGGACAGCCGGCUGCAGCCCACCAUGCUUCUCGUGCAGCACUUUGCUGGCCAGUGUUCCCCCUCCUUAUGGCUUCUGUGGCUGCGGUGUUGAGAGUGUCCCUGGCUCUGAACCCCAGAAGGCCCCGUGGCUUCAGGCCUCACACCUGCUGUCGAGGUUGAUGAGAAAA